This is a messenger RNA of Perognathus longimembris pacificus (Pacific pocket mouse), 1778 nucleotides long. Its product is annotated as ribosomal protein S6 kinase alpha-2-like. Gene Ontology annotation, molecular function: magnesium ion binding; ribosomal protein S6 kinase activity; ATP binding. Gene Ontology annotation, biological process: intracellular signal transduction; protein phosphorylation. NCBI's taxonomy places the organism in Eukaryota, Metazoa, Chordata, Mammalia, Rodentia, Heteromyidae. The record is from RefSeq and is a predicted model, not a curated record.
UUUCUCUCUUACUAUCAAGCCGACCGCGGGGACAAGCAAAGUUUGUCUUCAAAAUGCCGAUUGCACAGUUGCUGGAACUAUGGAAGAAGAUCGAGGUGGAGCCCAUGGAGAUGGAGACCGGCGAGGAGGAGCCUGGCCUGGACGCGGAGCCGGCCGCCGAGGACGCCACCACGGAAGAAGGCAAGGGGGACCAGACCCCAGUGGAGACUCAGCCAGCCGAGUCCUCGGAGGAGGAGGGCCUCGUGAAGGAGAUCGACAUCAGCCUCCACGUGAAGGAAGGCUUCGAGAAGGCGGACCCCUCCCAGUUCGAGCUGCUCAAGGUCUUAGGACAGGGGUCGUACGGGAAGGUGUUCCUCGUGAGGAAGGUCACGGGACCCGACGCGGGCCAGCUCUACGCAAUGAAGGUCCUCAAGAAAGCCACCCUGAAAGUGCGUGACCGAGUCCGAUCCAAGAUGGAGAGAGACAUCCUGGCGGAAGUGAAUCACCCCUUCAUCGUGAAGCUUCACUACGCCUUCCAGACCGAAGGCAAGCUCUACCUGAUUCUGGACUUCCUGCGUGGAGGGGACCUCUUCACUCGGCUCUCCAAAGAGGUGAUGUUCACUGAGGAGGACGUCAAGUUCUACUUGGCGGAGCUGGCCCUGGCUCUGGACCACCUCCAUGGCCUCGGCAUCAUCUACAGAGACUUGAAGCCCGAAAACAUCCUCCUGGAUGAAGAGGGGCACAUUAAAAUCACAGACUUCGGCCUGAGCAAGGAGGCCAUCGACCACGACAAGAGGGCCUACUCGUUCUGCGGCACCAUCGAGUACAUGGCGCCCGAGGUGGUGAACCGGCGCGGGCACACGCAGAGCGCCGACUGGUGGUCCUUCGGUGUGCUCAUGUUCGAGAUGCUCACGGGGUCCCUGCCGUUCCAAGGGAAGGACAGGAAGGAGACGAUGGCGCUCAUCCUCAAGGCGAAGCUGGGGAUGCCGCAGUUCCUCAGCGCGGAGGCCCAGAGCUUGCUCCGCGCGCUCUUCAAGCGGAACCCCUGCAACCGGCUGGGUGCCGGCGUGGACGGAGUGGAGGAGAUCAAGCGCCAUCCGUUCUUUGUCACCAUAGACUGGAACAAGCUGUACCGGAAGGAAAUCAAGCCUCCCUUCAAGCCGGCGGUGGGCAGGCCGGAGGACACCUUCCACUUCGACCCCGAGUUCACCGCCCGGACCCCCACAGACUCCCCAGGGGUCCCGCCCAGCGCCAACGCGCACCACCUGUUCCGAGGAUUCAGCUUCGUGGCCUCCAGCCUGGUCCAGGAUCCCUCGCCGCAGGGGGAGCACAAGGCUCCCGUCCACCCCAUCGUGCAGCAGCUACACGGGAACAACGUCCACUUCACCGACGGCUACGAGAUCAAGGAGGACAUCGGGGUGGGCUCCUACUCCGUGUGCAAGCGGUGUGUGCACAAGGCCACGGACACGGAGUACGCCGUGAAGAUCAUCGACAAGAGUAAGAGAGACCCGUCGGAAGAGAUCGAGAUCCUGCUGCGCUACGGACAGCACCCCAACAUCAUCACCCUCAAAGACGUCUACGACGAUGGCAAGUUCGUGUACCUGGUGACGGAGCUCAUGCGCGGCGGGGAGCUCCUGGACCGCAUCCUGCGGCAGCGCUGCUUCUCGGAGCGCGAGGCCAGCGACGUGCUCUGCACCAUCGCCAAGACCAUGGACUACCUGCACGCCCAGGGGGUGAGGCCGCGCCCACGGCCAAGGCCACGCCCACGCCCACGGGCUGCCGGCACGCCCAGGGGGUGA